UCGGUCCUGACACAGAAAAAGUGCGUCCGGUGCGUCACCAGCCCUGACUGAUUAAAAGCCGCAUGCCCACAAGGAAGAAGUCAAAUGGAAUACAAGUGACCAUGAAGAACGUCUGCAGGAACUUACUCUUUGCUCUGGUGGUCAUGACUGGCGGAAUCCGCCUGUCAGACUCCUUCAACGUGGGCACAGCAGGUGCUAAGAUCUUCAGCGGCUCACCUGUGGAGGAGUUUGGCUACACGGUCCAUCAGGCCACCAACCAUGAGGGCAAGUGGCUCCUGGUCGGUGCUCCUUGGAGCGGUUUCACUGGAAACCGUAAAGGAGAUUUGUACAAGUGUCCUGUGUCAGGGUCCAGAACCAGCUGUGACAAGCUCAACCUUCAAGAUUCAGUCAGUAUUCCAGAUGUGAGAAACAUCAACGUCAACAUGUCUCUGGGUUUGACUCUGACCCGCAUGCCUGCAGUCAAUGGUUUGAUGAUAUGCGGUCCUCUCUGGGCCCAGCAGUGUGGCGAUCAGAACUUCUACCCGGGAGUAUGUGCACGACUGAGCCCCCUCUUUCAAGCCCAGCCCGCCUUCUCCCCUGCCAUCCAGACGUGCGGCGGGCCGAUGGACAUUGUGAUAGUGUUGGACGGCUCCAACAGCAUCUACCCCUGGGCUCCAAUGAGGGACUUCCUUCAGAAACUCAUACCCACGCUCGAAAUCGGGCCCCAAAACACUCAGGUCAGCGUCAUUCAGUACGCCGUGGAUUCCAAGUUUGAAUUCACGCUGAACCAGUACAAGACCAAAGCCGAGGUGUUGGAUGCCGCGUCCAAACUCACUCAAAUGCAAGGUGCCUCCACCAACACCUUCCAUGCCAUUCAAUAUGCCAGUCAGUGGGGGUUCAACGCCAAACACGGGGCCCGUCCGGGUGCCGCCAAGGUGAUGGUGGUCAUCACCGACGGGGAAUCACACGACAAAGCCUUCAGGGACACCAUCAUCGCUGAGUGUGAGAAGCAAGAAAUCACCCGCUUUGGUAUUGCAGUCCUGGGUUACUACACUAGAAACAACAUUGACACGGAAAACCUUAUCAAAGAAAUAAAAUCCAUCGCCAGCCUGCCCACGGAAAAUUACUUCUUCAACGUGUCCGAAGAAGCGGCGCUUUCAACCAUCGCUGGAACGCUGGGCAACCGCAUCUUCAACAUAGAAGGCACUGGGAAAGGGGGCAACAACUUCCAGAUGGAGAUGUCCCAGGUGGGCUUCAGCGCUCACUACUCUGGCAAAAAGGACGUGAUGAUGCUGGGAGCGGUGGGGGCCUAUGGCUGGACCGGGACAGUUGUCCACCAAACGGGCUCCAGAGUGGACGUUCUUCCUGCCACAGCCUUCGAGGGAACACUUCAAGACAGAAACAGCAGUUCACUCCUGGGUUACUCCGUCAGCACACUGAGUGAUGGCGCCGCUGAUUAUUAUGUCGCUGGUGCGCCGCGCUCCAACCACUCUGGACAAGUGAUCGUCUACACUUUCAACGCGCAGAAUCAGUUCAUGAUCAUCGAUUCGGAGCGAGGAAAGCAGAUUGGAUCUUACUUUGGCAGCAUCCUGUGUUCCGUGGACGUGGACAAAGACGGGGUGACGGACCUCCUUCUCGUUGGAGCGCCCAUGUUGAUGAGCGAGCUGAAGAGAGAGCAGGGUCGUGUUUACGUCUUCUCCGUCACCAAGGGUAUCCUGAAUGAGCAAGGGUUCCUUAAAGGCCCGCCUCCCACUGAGAACGCACGCUUCGGGAUGGCCAUGUCUGCCGUUCCCGACCUGGACAUGGACGGUUACAAUGACGUUGUUGUCGGAGCGCCCCUCGAGGACAAAGGAAGAGGUGUCAUCUACGUCUACAAUGGCAGGAAGAAGACAUUAGACAAGCAAUUUUCUCAGAGAAUAUACGGCUCCAAAAUGGAUCCUCAAGUGAAACUUUUUGGGCGAUCCCUGGAUAGCUUUAAAGACCUGAAUGACGACACACUCCCUGACAUUUCAGUGGGUGCAUACGGUAAAGUGGUACAACUCUGGUCCCGAGGUGUGGCUUCAGUCUCAGCGGAUGCUUCUUUUCUACCGGAUAAAAUCAACAUCCUCAGCAAACCUUGCGAUGUCGGUGGACGCAAGAUGUCAUGUUUCAACGCCAACCUCUGUUUCGGCGCAACGUUCCGGCCCAGGAAACCUGUUGGACCCAUUGACAUCGCCUACGACUUGACUCUAGACGCUGAUCUGCAGGCUUCACGCGUUACCUCAAGAGGGCUCUUCAUGGAAAACAACGAGCGUUUGGUUUCGGGGAAGGCGAAGAUCUCAUCUACACCGCUGUGUCAAGACUAUCAAGUCUAUGUGCAGGACACACCAGAUUUAGUCAAUUCCAUCAGUAUGAAGGUGGAGAUCCAGCAGCAGAAUCCAGACGUCAACCCUGUUCUCGACAUCCACUCUUCCACCGCCUGGGAGUUCUUUAUCCCCUUCACAAAAGACUGUGGCUCGGAUGAAGUGUGUGUCAGUGAUUUGGUGCUGAGCGUGAAUACCAACACGAAAGGCUCCAGCUCAGCUCCUUUUCUGGUCAGCGCCAAUAAGCGGGAGCUGUCGUUUGAGGUGACCGUGAAGAACAAAAAAGAAAAUGCGUACAACACUCAGGUGUUGGCAACCUACUCUAGCAACCUCUUCUACUCCUCUGUAUUCCCGCCUACUGAUGGAGUCAAAUGUUCAUCAAGUCAAGGAAAGACUGUUACUUGCCAAGUCGGAUACCCGGCCUUGAAAAAAGACCAAGCGAUGAAAUUUCAGCUCAACUUUGAAUACAACCUCAAUUAUCCGCUAAAUCGAGCCAAGGUGAAGUUUGAGGCUAAAAGUGACAGUAAAGAGCAAGUAACCACAGACAACAAAGUAGAUGUGUCCAUUCCUCUUAAAUACGACGCUGGGAUUGUUUUAUCCAGGAAGUCCAACAUCAACUUCUACGUGGCCAACUCAACGAUUGCGCCGGUGACAACGGUGAAAACGCUUGAGGACAUUGGACCUGAAUUUAACUUCACUGUGAAGAUUUCUACGGGCAACUUCCCGGUCAGUCUGCUGUAUCUGACCAUCGCUCUGCCGAUGUCCACCAAGGGGGGAAACCCACUCCUCUAUCUUACCAGUGUGGACACCCAAGCUGGAGGUUCUAUCAGCUGUGAUUCCAGCAGCCUGGUGGACCCGCUGAAGGUCGGCGUUAAGAACCAGCAAGUGUCUUUCACUGAAGAGAGUCUCAGAGGCAUCGAGAAGCUGGAUUGCCAGCGCGCCAAGUGUGAGGACAUCAAAUGUCUCCUUAAAGACAUGGACGUCACCAGCGACUACUACGUCAAAGUCAAAACAAGGAUCUGGAGCGGCACGUUUAUUAAGGCUGUCUAUCAGACCACUGAGCUCAUCUCCACGGUUGAUGUGGAGACCUCCAACCCUGAUUUACUCAUCAUCGGCCUGAAAGAGCUGCCGGUGGUGGUGACAGUGAGUAAACCAGGAGAGAAAGGAGUCGUUCCCGUAGGCGUGAUUGUUGGCAGUGUGAUCGCUGGUCUAAUACUCCUGGGCCUUGCUGUCGCUCUGCUGUGGAAGUUUGGCUUUUUCAAAAGAAAAUACCAGCAACUGCUAAAAGACGAGGACGAGCAGAGUCACGCACACGAGGAUGAAGUGUUGUAACGGAACCUUUCAUUCCUGUCAAUUGUCUACAUCCUGGUACUCUCUGACUACUUCUGAUGGAACUGCUGGUGGAUUCUUUGCCAGGACUUGGAACAGAGAACAAGUAUGAUGAAUAUCAUAGCAGUAAUGCUCAGUUAGCAUGCAGUAAUCUGCACGUACAAACUACUGACACUCAGGGAUGUGGAAUUGAUAUUUCUAUUGUACAUAGUGUCAUUUAAUUUAAGGGGAGUUUUUAUUAUCGUAUGGAUAUUUUGGUAGCAUAUGUUUUGACGGAAAUAAAUUCAUAUAUAAAUGGA
Nerophis lumbriciformis (worm pipefish) is the source of this 3949-nucleotide messenger RNA. RefSeq names its product integrin, alpha 2 (CD49B, alpha 2 subunit of VLA-2 receptor), tandem duplicate 2 (gene itga2.2). Gene Ontology annotation, molecular function: integrin binding. The record is from RefSeq and is a predicted model, not a curated record. Gene Ontology annotation, cellular component: integrin complex; external side of plasma membrane. Lineage: Eukaryota; Metazoa; Chordata; Actinopteri; Syngnathiformes; Syngnathidae. Gene Ontology annotation, biological process: integrin-mediated signaling pathway; cell-matrix adhesion; cell adhesion mediated by integrin.